Cotesia glomerata is the source of this 1315-nucleotide messenger RNA. It is a transcript of the gene Amacr, whose product is annotated as alpha-methylacyl-CoA racemase. The record is from RefSeq and is a predicted model, not a curated record. Bases 109 to 1245 code for a protein of 378 amino acids. Gene Ontology annotation, biological process: bile acid metabolic process. Gene Ontology annotation, molecular function: alpha-methylacyl-CoA racemase activity. The transcript is spliced from 5 exons. Gene Ontology annotation, cellular component: mitochondrion. NCBI's taxonomy places the organism in Eukaryota, Metazoa, Arthropoda, Insecta, Hymenoptera, Braconidae.
UUGUAAAGAACAAAAAAAUAAACCUGACCUUUGAGCAUGUAAAUGUUUACAUAUUUACACUUUGAUAUUAAUGACAUAGCAAGUAAAAAUUUUUAAUUAAACCGAAAAAUGCCUCUGAGGAAGAUAAAAGUAUUAGAACUAGCAGGUCUAGCUCCAGCGCCUUUUUGUGGGAUGAUUUUAGCAGACUUUGGAGCUUCAGUGGUUCGGGUUGACAAGACAGGUGUUUCACAUCCUGAUGUUUUAGCAGCUGGUAAAAAGUCAAUAUCUCUAAAUUUAAAAGACAAGAAAGCCGUAGAAAUAUUCAAGAAAAUGUGUGACCAGAGCGAUGUCAUCAUUGAUCCUUUCAGAAAAGGAGUGAUGGAAAAGUUAAAACUAGGUCCUAGUGAUUUGAUGAAGACUAAUAAAAAAUUAAUUUACGCUAGACUUACUGGUUUUGGUCAGGAAGGUCCCUAUGCCAGAAUGGCUGGUCAUGAUAUCAACUUCUUGGCUCUAUCAGGUUUACUGUCAUUUUUUGGCAGAUCUGGUGAUAAACCUCUGCCACCUGUUAAUUUCGCAGCUGACUUCGCCGGUGGUGGACUAAUUUGUGCGCUAGGAAUACUACUAGCUCUCUAUGAACGCACAGAGAGCAAACUGGGGCAAAUAAUUGACGCUUCUAUGGUCGAAGGAGCUGCUUAUGUCGGCAGUUGGCUGUUUAGAUCACAAAAUAUUCCUGGAUUGUGGGGAAGACCUCGCGGUAAAAAUAUACUUGACUCUGGAACGCAUUUCUAUGACACCUAUGAAACUUCAGAUGGUAAAUUCCUAGCCGUUGGAGCCCUGGAACCUCAUUUCUACGCGAUUUUACUCCAGAAAUUAGGAAUGAACGACGAGGAGCUUCCUCAGUUUGAAAACUUCCUGGAAAAUAAAAAGAAAUUGACUGAAAUAUUCAGAUCCAAAACCCAGGAAGAGUGGACGAAGAUAUUUGACGGCUCUGAUGCGUGUGUCACUCCAGUCCUGACUCCCAAAAAUGUCUACAAGCAUCCUCACAACAAGGAACGGCAAAGUUUUAGCUUGGAAAAUAAAAUAGUUGUUCCUAAACCUGCUCCCAGGUUGUCUCGCACUCCAGGACAGUCUUCUGCAAAGCUUCAGAGCCCCUUAGCUGGGGAAAAUUCACGGGAAGUGUUACUCAACUACGGAUUCGAUGAACGAGAGAUCAAUGAAUUUAUUCAGUCGGGAAUUGUUCAGCAGCUUCAUAGAUCUAAGCUUUAAUUUUAUUUUUGACUUGUUAUUUUUUAUUAUAUAAAUUUUAUAAAUCAUUUUUUAUUAAAAAUUUGGAGAU